AUGAGUGACGAAGAAGACCAAGACCAAGCCAGAGACUUCGAGCCUUAUCAGGAAGAAAUUGAGAAAGGGAUAGACGAUGAUGAUGACGAGGAUGAAGAAGUAGAAGUAGAAGAAGCCGACACACAACAAGAUAUGAAUAGAGAUGAGAUCCAGGACCUACAGGAGAAACUUAAGGAAUUGGAGGAGAAGAUAGCCAGUUUUAAGGAAGAUCACACCAUGAAAAGUUCUAAGUCCCAGACUCAGAAGAAUCUUAAUGUGAAGCUUAGCUGUUUUCAUAAGAUCGAGUUUUGUGCCAGUAAUAAGCCUAUUAAUAAUGAAGAGAUCCGUGGAGACGAAGAAGGGGAGGAAGACAAAGAAGAAGUUAAGAAAGUUAAGAAGGAUAAGUCCGCCUCUACUCUUAACGGAAAGGAGGAGAAGGGUCCUCCAGUCUCAGUCCCUUGUAUUUCCUUCAAUAUGUGUGAUGAGUUCGAGAACCAGUUCUGCAUUAUUGACGAGCAAGGUAAAGUGGCCAUUCAUGAAUUUAAUAAAAAUAAGAAGAAAACUAAGCUCAAAGCUGAGAAAUAUGUAUCGAAUGCUAUUCUUGAGUGCUGAACUAUUGAGCAAAGAGAAGGGAAAAUGAUCGCUGCUGGAGGAGUUGAUACUAAAAUUUAUGUACAAAGUAUAAACCCUGAGGUAAAACGAGGGGAGAAAAGUACGUACAUGAAAGACGUGGUCGACCUAGCUGGUCAUUCUGGGGGGAUCACAGGAAUUUCAUUCCUUGAUCCACAAUACCUGGUGUCGUCUAGUGAUGAUAGUACGAUCAUGCUCUGGGAUUUGGAGAGAUCAGAUAGGUAUUUGGUCAAAUACAAUGAUCAUCAAGCUCAGGUUACAUGUCUGGAUACCUUCAACCUUGAUGGGAAUAUUAUCGUCAGUGGAUCAACAGACACAUUUGUCAGACUUUGGGACAUCAGGAUGAAGAGUCCAUGAAUCAGGAUUUUUAAGAAGCAUGGCAGCUCAGUGAACGCAGUUAAAUUCAUGUUUGACCAAGGAAACACAGUGGCUGUCGGAUGUGAGGAUUCCUCUAUUCUAAUCUAUGACUUCAGAGCUUUAUCGCCGAUAGCUAAUCUUUCAGAUGAUUCUUCAUACGAAAGUAUUACAAGCUUGACUUUCUCAAGAUCCAAUAGAAUGUUGUUCAGCUCCACAAAGACCACCUCCAUCAGAGUUUGGGAUGUAAUGAAGGAAGACCUAGCUAUGGUGAUCGAUGGAGACCACAAAGAUUCCAUCAAAAGUCUAGCAACUUCUUGUGACGGAGCAACCAUAGCAAGUACAUCGAAAGAUGGAAUUGUACAGUUUUGGGGAUAAUUGUGUUUGUUCAAU
Moneuplotes crassus is the source of this 1356-nucleotide messenger RNA. Lineage: Eukaryota; Ciliophora; Spirotrichea; Euplotida; Euplotidae. The record is from the annotation of a GenBank genome assembly.